Messenger RNA from Erinaceus europaeus (western European hedgehog), 1316 nucleotides. It is a transcript of the gene CPA2, whose product is annotated as carboxypeptidase A2. Gene Ontology annotation, molecular function: metallocarboxypeptidase activity; zinc ion binding. NCBI's taxonomy places the organism in Eukaryota, Metazoa, Chordata, Mammalia, Eulipotyphla, Erinaceidae. The record is from RefSeq and is a predicted model, not a curated record. Gene Ontology annotation, biological process: proteolysis. The transcript has 11 exons. Bases 26 to 1279 code for a protein of 417 amino acids.
CUGGACUCUGGGAAAAUCCUUGACCAUGAGGUUGAUCCUGUUUGUCGGUGCCCUUCUGGGGCACAUCUACUGUCGAGAAACUUUUGUGGGAGACCAAGUUCUUGAGGUCACACCAAGCAAUGAAGAGCAAAUUGUAAAUCUGAAGGAACUGGAGGCAGAAGAACAUCUGCAGCUUGAUUUCUGGAAACCACCCACCACCCCAGGGGAGACAGCCCAUGUCCGAGUUCCCUUUGUCAGCGUCCAGGCUGUCAAAGCUUUCUUGGAGUCCCAGGGAAUUGAUUACUCCAUCAUGAUUGAAGACGUGCAGGUUUUGUUGGACAAUGAGAAUGAUGAAAUGCUACUUAACCAGAGAAGAGAACGGAGUGGUAACUUCAAUUUUGAGGCUUACCAUACCUUGGAUGAGAUCUCUCAAGAAAUGGACAACCUCGUGGCCAAGCACCCUGGUCUCCUGAGCAAAUUAACCAUUGGCCGUUCAUUUGAAAAGCGGCCCAUGAACGUGCUCAAGUUCAGCACCGGGGGAAACAAGCCUGCCAUCUGGCUGGACGCUGGGAUCCAUGCUCGAGAGUGGGUGACACAAGCCACUGCAGUGUGGACAGCGAAUAAGAUUGCCUCUGAAUAUGGAACUGAUCCAUUCAUCACUUCGCUUUUGGAUAAGAUGGAUAUCUUCCUGCUGCCUGUCACAAACCCUGAUGGAUAUGUGUUUUCUCAUACCAAAAACCGUAUGUGGCGGAAGACACGCUCCAAGGUGGCUGGGAGCCUCUGUGUUGGUGUGGAUCCUAACCGGAACUGGGAUGCAGGGUUUGGAGGACCUGGAGCCAGCAACAGUCCUUGCUCUGACUCAUACCACGGACCCAGUGCCAACUCUGAAGUUGAAGUGAAAUCCAUCGUGGACUUCAUCAAGAGUCACGGGAAUGUCAAGGCCUUCAUUACCAUCCACAGCUAUUCCCAGCUGCUGAUGUUCCCCUACGGAUAUAAAUGUACUAAGUCCGACAGCUUUGAUGAGCUGAAUGAAGUGGCCUUAAAGGCUGCCCAAUCUGUGGCAAGCCUGCAUGGCACCAAGUACAAGGUGGGACCUAUCUGCUCAGUCAUCUACCAAGCCAGUGGCGGAAGCAUUGAUUGGGCCUAUGACUCUGGCAUCAAGUAUUCCUUUGCCUUUGAGCUGAGAGACACAGGCAGAUAUGGCUUCCUUCUGCCAGCCAGUCAGAUCCUGCCCACUGCCCAGGAGACCUGGCUUGGCUUGAAGACAAUCAUGGAGCAUGUGCGCGACCACCCCUACUAGGGUCCUGGGGAAUAAAGGAGAGCCAUUUAAAGCAAAA